AUGGCUACAUCCCACAGCGGGACCGUCGAAGACGACGUCUUGGAAGACAGAUCCGAGAAAGUCGGCGUCUCCGAGGAGACCGAGAAGCCACUGCUCGCGUACAAGCCAGAAGAGGAGAUGUUCUUGUGGAAGAACCAGAGCCCUAUAGUUCUCUGGCAACUGCAGCUCUUCCUCGAAGCUCUCGUCGCAGCCCAUGACGAGGCCGAAGACUGUAUGAUCGACCUCGAGAUCGAUACCUACCUCACCAAGAGAUGGCGCCGCCGCAAGCGUGUCAAGUACACGAGGGGACUAGCGGUCUACAAGGCCCAACGCAAGGCAGUACUCAAGAUCGAGAUUGGAGUCAUCCGCGACGGUAAUAUGGAGGAGGCACUCCAGGCCGCUUUCGAUCGUGUCCAAAUUGCUCUCAUCGAGAAUAUGGCGCGAGUCAAUGUGUUGUUGAGCAUGCUCUGA
Molecule: messenger RNA, 450 nt
Organism: Colletotrichum fioriniae
Lineage: Eukaryota; Fungi; Ascomycota; Sordariomycetes; Glomerellales; Glomerellaceae
Source: RefSeq, a predicted model, not a curated record